Anoplophora glabripennis (Asian longhorned beetle) is the source of this 804-nucleotide messenger RNA. It is a transcript of the gene eIF3k, whose product is annotated as eukaryotic translation initiation factor 3 subunit K. Bases 131 to 778 code for a protein of 215 amino acids. Gene Ontology annotation, molecular function: translation initiation factor activity; ribosome binding. The transcript is spliced from 2 exons. Lineage: Eukaryota; Metazoa; Arthropoda; Insecta; Coleoptera; Cerambycidae. The record is from RefSeq and is a predicted model, not a curated record. Gene Ontology annotation, cellular component: eukaryotic translation initiation factor 3 complex; cytoplasm. Gene Ontology annotation, biological process: regulation of translational initiation.
CCUGUUGCCUGUUGGCAGUUUUGUUUUGUCACCAACUUUUGCAGUUCCAGGAAAAAAAGGUUAUUUUGUUACAGUAUUUUUUAUAAAAUCAUCACGUUUUGUUGUGGAAAAGUGUCUGAGUAUUAGGAACAUGGCUGAAGCAAUGAAGCAAACUGUAGCUUCUAUGCUCAAAGGUAUAGAAAGGUACAACCCAGAUAAUUUACCAACACUGGAACGAUACGUUGAGGUUCAGUCUCGAGAAAAUGCUUAUGAUCUUGAAGCAAACUUGGCUGUUUUGAAAUUAUAUCAGUUUAACCCUCUCAAUUUUAAUACUGAUAUAACUAGCCAGAUCUUGCUCAAGGCUCUGACUAAUUUGCCUCACACGGAUUUCAUUUUGUGUAAAUGCCUGCUAAAUGAAAAGCAGCUGUCUGAAGAUCCGAUUAAUCAGAUCGUUUAUCUAGCCGAUAUCCUAGAACAGUGCGAUUUCGAAGUUUUUUGGACAAGGAUUCAUUCCUUGCCUGAGCUCACUCAACGUAUUACCGGUUUCGUGGAUUGGAUCAGGAAAUUCGUCUGUCACGUUGUUGGAAUUACUUAUCAAACUAUCGAACGCACUCACUUAGCUCAACUUUUGGGCGAUGUAGACGAUAGCACCCUUAAAUUGUGGAUAAAAAAGUAUGGAUGGAAGGAAACCGGUUCUUUAGUAUUCAUCGCCAAUCAGGACGAAAACAUUAAAACGAAGAAUAUUAAUGAGAAAAUUGAUUUUGAAAAUGUGGGCGCUAUCAUGGCGUCUUGUCGCUAAUAAUAAACUUUGUGUUAAGAAACGGA